Messenger RNA from Gryllus bimaculatus (two-spotted cricket), 231 nucleotides. NCBI's taxonomy places the organism in Eukaryota, Metazoa, Arthropoda, Insecta, Orthoptera, Gryllidae. The record is from the annotation of a GenBank genome assembly.
AUGCGGGACACGCCACCGCAAUUGGUGCUUGUUCAAAUUGGUUCCCUGGGUGCGCUUCCCCUGCACGGGCCGGCUGAGCGCGGAGAUCGAGGUCCUGCUGCAACUCAACGUCAGCACCUACAACAAGCUGCACAACGAGACGUCGCUCAACUUCCGCCGCAACAAGAUCUGCCUCAAAGAUAUUAUGCAAGCAUUGUCUCAAAUAGUUGGGGUUCAGAUAGAAAAAUGUAG